AUGGCUCCAUUACGGACCUGGCUCCCGGCGCUCGGGCUAUGGCUGUUACAGGCGGGGCAUGCUCAUGCGCGAGCUCAAGGCUAUACCGGCGCCGACCACCCAUACAAGAAAGAACCUGAAUGGGACCCAUUUUUCACAUUCGGCCAUCACCACCCAAUCUCUCACGACGGCCAGACGAUCGAUCAUUUCGAAGUCAUUGGACAUCCUGAAAUUCUUUCGGAUCGAGUAAUUCUCACACCGCCACACCCUGGUAAUCAGCGUGCGGCUAUUUGGUCCGAUCAUUCGAAUCAUAACGAACAGUGGGAGUUCCACGUACCAUUCCGUGCCAGCGGUCCCGAAAGAGCUGGAGGUAGUUUACAGAUCUGGUAUACAUAUCGAGGAUCUAGCGUGACUGGUACAAGCUCAAUCUAUACUGCAAAGCCAUUCGACGGCCUUGCAAUUGUAAUUGAUAGCCAAGCUGGUCGUGGUCAAAUCCGAGGUUAUCUCAACGACGGAACAACAGAUUUUUCUAUUCACCACCAUCCUCAGUCUCUCGCAUUUGGCCAGUGUGACGCUGCAUACCGAAAUCUUGGUCGUCCAUCCGAUCUAAAAAUCAGCUAUACUCACGACCACGGUCUCAGAGUUGAAUUAGACGACCACAUCUGCUUCGAAAGCAACAAGAUUAAACUUCCUAAUAAUUACCGCUGGGGUGUUUCCGCUGCCAGCGCUGAGAAUCCGGAUUCAUUCGAGCUCUUCGGCCUAAAACUCGCCCUUCACAAGGAAUGGGAGGACCACCACACUGAUCAACACUCUGACGACCACCACGAGAUUCACGAGGACUUCCACGCCGAAAAGGAAGCUAAGAGUAAAAACAGGGAAAAGAAAGGGGAGAAACCAAGAGAAGAAGAUAUCCAAAAACGUCACAAGGAAGCCGCUGAGCACCACGCAAGAAUGGCCGAUAGCAAAUACAGAGAUUUCAAGUCUCAGUACGAGCUCAAGGAUGAAGAUGCUACUCGCUUCAAGGAUCAUGAUUCGCAAUUCACCGAUUUGCAUUUAAGAAUGCAGGCUUUGACCCAUCAACUUGCUGAAGUCCAAAGAGUUACCGGAGAAAUUUCGUACAACGUCGGUAACAUGCUUGACACAAUGAAUGAGUUCUUUGGCCACCGAGACGGCAGCGACGGCGGUCAAUUCGAACACACCUUGAAAGAUAUUGACAGAAGAAUGCACCAUGUGGACGAGACCGUUCAGAAUCUCGAAAGAUCUCUUCGUCACGAGGGUGACAAGAUUAAUCGUUUGAAUGAACACCACGACAACCUACAUCAUAAGGUCAAAGAUGCCGUCAUCGCUCACGGUCCAAACAUGGGAUUCUCAGUUUCCCUCCUGGUAGUAUUCCAGGUUAUGCUUGUUAUCGCAUAUAUUGUCUACAAACGAAGAAGAUCUAUAUCCCCCAAGAAAUACUUGUAA
Molecule: messenger RNA, 1443 nt
Organism: Orbilia oligospora ATCC 24927
Lineage: Eukaryota; Fungi; Ascomycota; Orbiliomycetes; Orbiliales; Orbiliaceae
Exons: 6
Coding region: 1-1443 (480 amino acids)
Biological process (GO): Golgi organization; endoplasmic reticulum organization; endoplasmic reticulum to Golgi vesicle-mediated transport
Cellular component (GO): endoplasmic reticulum membrane; Golgi membrane; COPII-coated ER to Golgi transport vesicle
Molecular function (GO): D-mannose binding
Source: RefSeq, a predicted model, not a curated record